UGCGUAGAUGUUCUGUUGUAUGUUGCCCAAACUGAUAGGAGCGCAUCGCCAACUUCACGAAACUCAAACUAGUAUAAUCAUUGACUUGUUUGAUCGAUCGCAUCAGUAAACCGCUCCAAUGGACCUGGACAGCGGAACAUAUGAACCCGGGUUUGUCGGGAUCCGGUUCUGUCAGGAAUGUAACAACAUGUUGUAUCCGAAAGAAGACAAGGAGAACCGCAUCCUCCUUUAUGCCUGUAGAAACUGUGACUACCAACAAGAGGCAGACAACAGCUGCAUAUAUGUCAACAAGAUCACUCAUGAAGUAGAUGAGCUGACUCAGAUCAUAGCUGAUGUAUCCCAGGAUCCCACGUUACCCAGAACAGAGGAUCAUCCCUGUCCCAAAUGUGGCCACAAGGAGGCAGUGUUUUUCCAGUCCCACAGUAUGAAAGCUGAGGAUGCGAUGAGGCUGUACUACGUUUGCACUGCUCCUCACUGUGGACACCGGUGGACCGAGUAGAGGACGUGUUGGUUAUGAUGUCUGCCUUCCGCACCCAGGCCCCCUGGCUUCUGCAGCAUAGAAGCCUCUAGAAGUCUCUAGAAGCUAUGGGACCGAUUUCUGAGCUACGUAGGAUGCCUAACCUCCAUGUUUGAACGUGGCAGUUAGUCUGUUGUUGGGACUCCAUACAACCGAUCGUGGGCAACCAGAGCAGCAUCAACCUUUAUGUCGUAAGUUGUUUCAGGCGUCGCAUUGUAAACGCAAUAAUUUAACAGUUUUAAACUUUUUUUUUUCUUUUGUAAUAUUAGGUUGUGAUAAUAAAAAAGAUACCACAUUUUUCAAGAAACUA
Gadus macrocephalus (Pacific cod) is the source of this 827-nucleotide messenger RNA. RefSeq names its product RNA polymerase II subunit I (gene polr2i). Gene Ontology annotation, cellular component: RNA polymerase II, core complex. The coding region runs from base 119 to 499 and encodes 126 amino acids. The record is from RefSeq and is a predicted model, not a curated record. Gene Ontology annotation, molecular function: DNA-directed RNA polymerase activity; nucleic acid binding; zinc ion binding. The transcript has 6 exons. Lineage: Eukaryota; Metazoa; Chordata; Actinopteri; Gadiformes; Gadidae. Gene Ontology annotation, biological process: maintenance of transcriptional fidelity during transcription elongation by RNA polymerase II; transcription-coupled nucleotide-excision repair; transcription initiation at RNA polymerase II promoter.